Carassius auratus (goldfish) is the source of this 2435-nucleotide messenger RNA. RefSeq lists its product as uncharacterized. NCBI's taxonomy places the organism in Eukaryota, Metazoa, Chordata, Actinopteri, Cypriniformes, Cyprinidae. Bases 960 to 2435 code for a protein of 491 amino acids. The transcript is spliced from 2 exons. The record is from RefSeq and is a predicted model, not a curated record.
CAGGGCUCGAUGCAUCAUGUGCAAAAGGUCAUGGUCAAGUUACAUUUAUUUUAAUAUUAUAGUCGUUUAGUAUUCUGUUCAAGUGUUGCGCCUGUUGAGUGGGCGGAGUUUAAUCGGAAGUCUCGCGAGUUUGGUGAAAAUAGCGUGAGAUCAGAUAUACGGCAAUGGAGAAAAGGAAGGAAGAAAUGCGGUCCAUGUUAAUAUUGUAAAUUCAUGCGGCAAAUUGGAUUAAAGCCAUCAAGCUAUAGAUUGAUUAAUAUAGCUCUCAGCUGGUGAGCAGUUUGGCAUUUCAGAUGUGAUGGGCGGCCGAUGUUGUGUGAUCGCUUCAGAAGUUGCUGGAAUUAUAUGGUGAAUAUCAGCGCGUGCGUCAUUGCAGAACAACCACACGUUUAUCCACGUUUGUCCAGCGGACUUUAAUCACACAAACCCAACACACACACUGAAUAUCGCAGCACACGAAGCUACCGGCCUCACUGUUAUCACCACAUCAUAUUAACCCUAUCAGUAUCAAACAAAGAUCCCUACUAACAUACCGUUUGUUCAAGUUCCAAAUGUGAUGACAUCACGUCUGAGGAUCGACGUCUGAAGAUAUCUGUGCCUUCCUUUCAUUAAGUGGACAUUCUCUGGAAACCUGGGACUUGUUGGGACUGAGUAUUCUCAAUAACACAUUUCACUGCCUUAUAACAACAUUAUUGUAUCUUUUUAUUUAAAGAACAUUGUUGUUUUAUUGUUUUGGUUAUUUUGCGUAGGCCUACGCUGUUUUAUUGUGUCAUUUACAUUGUGUUAACAUUGUGAGAAAAUAAUUCAUUUUUUCAUUAAUACAUUGAGUUAAUUGGACACAUGACUCUGGCUUCUUUAAUCCUUUCCUAGUUACUGGACAUUAUUUGUGUAAAUAGUACUCUAAGGUGAUUUAGAACCGUAACAGUAAUCAGUGCAUACUACAGUCUUCAAUACAUUAAAUGGUCCUUCGAGCCGGAUCUAUAACCACUUUAGCAAUGAUGUCCAGAACUAGUGAGGGAGUUAUAGAGCCAGAGGUUGUACGCCCACGUAGAGUAAUAAGACGGCCAACACAUUUGCGUGAUUAUGAGGUUAGCUAUCCACAGAAACAGCUUGCAUUUGCAGAUGAGCAGUCUGAUAUGCUCAGUUGUAUGCGUGAACUGAGAGAGGAAAAUAGACGAAUGAGGCAAGACAUGCAACGCUUAUCUGAUAUGAUUGUUAACUCUUCUGUGUUAGCUUCCCAGGUUUCAUUAUCUGAUCAACAGCUUUUGAAUGAAGGAGCAGUGGUGUCAUCUACACCAAAGUCUAUUAGUAUGCAGGAGUCAGUUAAGGGCGAUGGAAACUCUAGCCAGACAGAACAUACUCCUUUGGUGCCACCUAGAGAUGAAUCCCUCCUUACAGUUCGCAGUCGUGAGCAAGAGCUCAUUGAAGAGCUUACAGACAGUCUACAGAGAGCAGGUCGGCUUAGUGAUAGUACGCCUAAUUCAGGUAUGUCGACCCCUUCGUAUAAUGAUCCACAUAGUAGUAAGAAUGACUUGCCAUGGUAUGAUCACUAUUAUGAUGCUAAUGUUCCUCUGCGGCCACCUCAUUUAUCUGAUAUUCGUCAGCAAUAUCCAGAUGACCCAGCAGUGUUGCGGUCCACUAUGCCUCCUCAUGAUGUUUAUUAUCAUCCAGCAACGGAUUCUUACCAUCGCCGCUUAAAUGAGCAUCUGCAGAAGGAUGUCUUCACAGAUCGUUUCGAUCAUUUUCCAAAUGAUUGGAGGCAAGAGUACAGUCGAAAUAAUAGACCGUUACGUAUAUCAGAUCAUUCUCACCAUUCCCUUGGAAAUUCUGAGCUUCCUCGUCCUGUGCAUUCACCCCCAAUGCAAUAUCGAGGGCCGACUCCUACAAUUCCCGAUUUCGGUCGGGAUGAUCCCCGAGAGUUUUCCCGUCUUAAGCUUGCAUUAAACAAUGUUCUUCCUGAAGAUGCUUCUGAGUCGUUUAAGUUCCAAAUACUUAUGGACCACCUUAAGCUGGAAGACGCUUUACUUGUCGCUGACUCAUAUAGUCACAGUCGUACUCCAUUCAGUGACACUAUGAGAGCGCUCACUGAUAUGUAUGGGCAGCCACAUCAAUUGGCACUGCAAAGGAUCACUAAUCUGAUGGAUGGGCCCAAUAUCAGGAGCGGGGAUGUGAAGACUUUUAAGGCAUUUGCCCUUCGUGUCCGAGCACUGGUUGGAAUGUUAAAUCAGUUAGGUAGCACAGGUUGGACUGAACUGAAAUGUGGCUCACAUGUUUCUCGUCUCUUAGCUAAAUUGCCGUAUGACCUAAGAGCUAACUUCAAGAGAUUCAUUAACCCCCUUCAGACACCUAUUCCAACUCUGAUUGAUUUCGCAGAAUGGCUGGAAUAUGAGGUUCGCCGUGCAGGUAGAAGGAACACAGUAUGGGUCCUAUUUUGA